AUGGAAGCUACGAAAGUGAUUGCAAAAGAUCUUGGGUUCUUUUUGACACAUUCAUCAACCAAAUCAAAUGAUGGCGAGAAGUACCCCCGAAUAUAUCUUCACCGCCAUCGUGGAUAUAAGAACAAUACAUAUGUCCCAGAUCCGGAUAAGAAAGGACGAUCCAACACAAAGUCACUUAAAGAUGGUUGUCGUUUUCGAGUGAGACUGGUGGGACUCCCGGAGGAUAAGACCACACUUGACGACGUACCAAUGUCGAGAGUCUUAGUUGACAAUGGCGCCGCAGUAAACGUGAUGCCAACAAGGAUGCUGAAGAAGUUGGGCAAGAACACUAAUGACUUGAUCCCAACAGAAGUGUUUGUGACAAGUUUCAAUGGCGGGUCCACUUCUGCUAGGGGAAUCCUCCCAGUGGUCGUGGGAGUUGGAUCACAGAAGCGGAUGAGUGCUUUCUUCGUGGUGGAUGGAAUGAUAAGCUACAACGCACUACUUGGUCGGGAUUGGAUCCACGCCAACAAGUGUGUUCCUUCAUCACUGCAUCAGUGUUUGAUGUUUUGGAAUGAAGACGGUGUUGUUGAGGUGGUACAGGCUGACACAAAGCCGUUUGCCGUUGGGGCCAACGUGGCCGAAGCUUAUUUGUACCAUGGAGAUUUUGGACCACUCGAAAUCAGGAGCGGGGAUGGAGGAACGACCAACGUCAUAGUGUCAAGUGCACAGGUGUUGAGUAAGGCGUGUUUGGAUCCAUUGUCCGAAAUCGUGAGACCAUCGAUGAUCACAUUGGAUGGUCCACCGAAAUCUGUUAAACAAGUCGAUGAUGAGUGA
Molecule: messenger RNA, 816 nt
Organism: Linum tenue
Lineage: Eukaryota; Viridiplantae; Streptophyta; Magnoliopsida; Malpighiales; Linaceae
Source: the annotation of a GenBank genome assembly